Molecule: messenger RNA, 3544 nt
Organism: Neoarius graeffei (lesser salmon catfish)
Lineage: Eukaryota; Metazoa; Chordata; Actinopteri; Siluriformes; Ariidae
Product: matrix metalloproteinase-9-like
Exons: 13
Coding region: 138-2189 (683 amino acids)
Biological process (GO): proteolysis; extracellular matrix organization; collagen catabolic process
Cellular component (GO): extracellular matrix
Molecular function (GO): metalloendopeptidase activity; zinc ion binding
Source: RefSeq, a predicted model, not a curated record
GCACAGAACUUCAAGGCUAGACAGAGAGUAAGACCAGCCAGAAGACAAAGACUAAAGAAGGCUCAACUUCAAAGUCUUUGACAGCCUUUCAGACAGCUGUGCUUUAUUUUACAAAUCAGCGGCUGAAAUCUCUCACCAUGAGAAUACGUAUCUUGGCGUUUAUGGUUCUUGGAGCCUGCACUUUAAGUGCAUGGUGCCACCCAAUUAAAUCCGUCUUUGUGACCUUCCCCAGGGAUGUAAUCAAAAACAUGACAGACAUCGAACUGGCUGAAAGCUACCUGAAGCGCUUUGGUUAUAUGGAGGUUCUGGAAAAGAGUGGACAGCAGGGAGCAGUGUCUACUUCCAAAGCUCUGAGGAGGCUGCAGAAUCAGCUGGGUCUGGAAGAGACUGGCAAGCUGGAUCAGCCGACAAUCGAUGCCAUAAAGAAGCCACGCUGUGGUGUGCCAGACAUCCGCAACUACAAUACCUUUGAAGGAGACCUGAAGUGGGAUCGCAAUGAUAUUUCAUACAGAAUUCUGAACUACUCACCAGACUUGGAUGCCUCUAUUACUGACGAUGCCUUUGCCAGAGCCUUCAAAGUGUGGAGUGAUGUCACACCUCUAACUUUCACACGUCUCUACGAUGGCACUGCUGAUAUCAUGAUCUCAUUUGGAAAAAAGAAUCAUGGCGAUCCCUACCCAUUUGAUGGGAAGGAUGGCCUACUGGCACACGCUUAUCCUCCAGGUGAAGGGCUGCAGGGAGAUGCUCACUUUGAUGAUGAUGAAUACUGGACCCUUGGCAAUGGACCAGCAAUCAAGACCUACUAUGGCAAUGCAGGGGGUGCUUUGUGUCAUUUCCCUUUCUGGUUUGAGGGGAAGUCGUAUUCCACUUGUACCAGUGAAGGUCGUGAAGAUGGCCUGCCAUGGUGUGCCACGACUGCUGACUUUGACAAAGAUAGGAAAUAUGGUUUCUGCCCUAGCGAGCUUCUGUUCACAUAUGAUGGAAAUAGUGAUGGUGCAGCUUGUGUCUUUCCAUUCGUGUUUGAGGGGGAAACAUACACCAGUUGUACUACUGAAGGACGUAGUGAUGGGUAUCGCUGGUGUGCUACGACAUCCAACUUUGACCAGGACAAAAAAUAUGGGUUCUGUCCUAACCGAGAUACUGCUGUAAUCGGUGGAAACUCUGAGGGAGAGCCAUGCCAGUUUCCUUUCAGCUUCCAGGGGAAAACCUAUACUUCCUGCACAAGUGAAGGCCGCAGUGAUGGAAAACUAUGGUGUGCCACAACCAGCAACUAUGACAAGGACAAUAAAUGGGGAUUUUGCCCAGAUAAGGGAUACAGUCUGUUCUUGGUAGCAGCCCAUGAAUUUGGACAUGCUCUUGGUCUGGACCAUUCCAACAUUCAGGAUGCUCUGAUGUACCCCAUGUACAAAUAUAUAGCGGACUUCUCUCUGCAUCAGGAUGACAUUGAGGGCAUCCAGUAUCUCUAUGGACCCAAAAGAGGCACAGACCCUACUCCACCCAAGCCAUCAACCACUACAUCUUCCCCAGUUUCUACUCCCAAACCCACUAAAAAAACACCGAAGACUACUCCAUCCACCACAACUCCAUCUGUGUAUACACCUGUGGAACCUUCAGUCGAUCCUUGCACGGUGGACAAAUUUGACACAAUCACAGAGAUCCAGGGAGAGCUUCAUUUCUUCAAAGAUGGUUACUACUGGAAGUCCUCAAACCAUGGUAACAGGGACCGCAAAGGCCCUUUCAUGGUCUCUGAGAGAUGGCCUACCCUGCCAGCUAAACUCGACACUGCUUUUGAGGACCGUCUUGCUAAUAAGAUGUACUUCUUUGCAGACACUCAGUUCUGGGUGUUCACUGGAAAGGACGUACUGGGACCACGCAGAAUCGAGAAACUUGACUUGCCUGUCAGCUUGAAGAAGGUUGAAGGAGCACUGCAGAGGGGAAAAAACAAAGUGUUGCUUUUCAGUGGGGAUAAUUAUUGGAGGCUGGAUCUGAAGACUCAGCAGAUAGAUAAAGGAUACCCUCGUCGCACUGACAUAAUCUUCAGUGGGGUCCCAGUGGAUGUUCAUGAUGUGUUCCUCUAUAACGGACAAUAUUACUUCUGUCGAGAUAUCUACUACUGGAGAAUGACCAGCAGGCGACAGGUGGAUAGAGUUGGAUAUGUCUAUGAACUCCUGAACUGUCCCAACUACUGAAUCUGAUUUCAUCAGACUGAAGUAUUAUAAGGAAAAAGCAUCUAACUGAAAUGCAAAUCCCAGAUACGUGUUUCCAAAAAGAAAGUACAGUGUUAUUGAAAGAGUAGAAACUAUAAUGAUGUUUUUAUGAGUUAUAUUCAGAAACAUUUGCCUGGCGCAAAUGAAAACGUUAAUUAAGGUUAAGUUAGUUAAGGUUAUAUUGGUUAAAAUAUAUUAAAAUAUAUUUUGUCUUCUCUAUUCUAUUUCUUUUUCUCAUAGCCUAAAUUUGCACAAGUGAAUGUUUUUCACAGUUGUCUAAUUUAUUUAUCAAAUCAGUAGUAUUUUGUCAUAUGAAUAAUGAAAAUAAAUUUUUAUUUAAGUCCCUAUAUGUUUUUUUUCUAAUCUUUUUGGCUAUUGUUAUUGUGAUCACCAAUGUCAGUGAGAAUUUUCACUUACUUUUCUUUUUGUUGUUGUUGUUGUUAUUAUUAUUUCUUUUUUGCACCAUGGCAUACUGUUAAAAACUGUUUCAAAAUCUACACAUAUAUCCAAUAUUCAGUAAACAAUUACUGUAAGCACAGACAUUUAUACCAUUGCAGGGCUCUACAUUAACUUUUGAAACCACUUGUCCUGUCAGGCAAGUUGAAAGGAAAUUUACUUGUCUGAAUGUGAAGUUGACUUGUCCGAAGAAAUAUUUGAGAAAAAAAAAAAAAACAAAACACAAAAACUAUUUGCAACCCAACAAUUUUUAUUACCUCCGCCAAGGAGGUUGUUUUCAGUAGCGUUGGUUUGUUUGUUUGUUUGUUGGUUGGUUUGUCUGUUUGCAACAUUACGGAAAAAGUUAUGAACGGAUUGCUCUGAAAUUUUUUCCCAGGUGUGAGACUGGGCACAAGUAACAAUCCAUUAAAUUUUGACGGUGAUCCGGAUCACCUUCUGGAUCCUGGAUUUUUUUAAAGGAUUCUUAGCAGAGGUCUGCGCUCUCCGAGUGCUUUUCUAGUUGCAUUUGUUUCCGAAUUCACAACAUAUGCAUAAUAUCUGUGAAUCAAAAGUAAUCAAUACUUGAUAUACUGAGGCAAAAGUUCAAAAAUAUAGUAAAACAGACUGAUACCAUAAUUCUCCAAUUAUUAUGCUGAAGUUCAGAAGCAAUAUAUUCCAAUAGAGUAGAAAUUAUGAACAUAAAAUUUUAAGAACAAAAUAACUAUACUAUGAGAUCCAGAAACACUAACCAUUAUAUAUACACAGAUCAGUACUCUGCAGUUCAGUAACAAAUAUCACAAAAAGUAACAUUAUCAUAAAAUUUAUGACUUGAUGAGAUAUCACUAGUUUGGACAAGAGAAACAAAUAACAUAUGCUGCAAAUAAAAACAACUGAUAACAAAA